UUGGAAAGUGACGAAGUUUUCCAGUGGCAUGUUUCAGGUGGAUUGGAACAAGGGUUUUACAAUGCUUUAUCGAUUGGAUGCCGCUCAUUUGCCUUUUUUGUGCGCAAUCAGCGAUCAUGGACCAGUCCACCGAUGAGCGAAGAAGUUGCGGAGCGGUUUCGAGAAACGGCCAAGAAAUUGAAAUUCCCAAUGGAUCAAAUUGUUGUGCAUGGAUCAUAUUUGUUAAAUUGUGGUAGCUCGGAUAUGGAAAUUCUGGGGCGAGCUCGAACUUCGAUGAUUGAUGAAUGCAAACGUUGCGAACAACUGGGCAUCAUUUAUUACAAUGUACAUCCAGGCUCCACAGCAGGCAAAUGUACACGUGAAGAGUGCUUGAAAACUGUCGCAGAAACACUGGAUUAUGUAAUGGAACGCACUCAGUACAUAACAAUUUUGAUCGAAACAAUGGCUGGACAAGGAAAUACGGUUGGUGGAAAAUUUGAAGAAAUCCAGCAAAUUAUCGAGAUGGUAAAGAAUAAGAAACGUGUCGGAGUGUGCCUCGAUACAUGUCAUAUUUUUGCUGCUGGAUAUGAUAUCCGGUCAGAAGAGGUAUACCAUGAAACGAUUACGAAAUUUGACAAUACAAUUGGCUUGCAGUAUCUUCGCGCAUUCCAUAUCAAUGACUCGUUGGGUAAGUUUUACUGCCAUUCGUCAUAAAA
Gongylonema pulchrum is the source of this 695-nucleotide messenger RNA. The record is from the annotation of a GenBank genome assembly. Lineage: Eukaryota; Metazoa; Nematoda; Chromadorea; Rhabditida; Gongylonematidae.